AUGACCAUCUCAAAAGUGAUAUGUGUGGGAGCCGGGCCCAGCGGUCUUCUUUUGGCGUUGAUGCUGGCCAAGAACGGGGUCAACGUCGAACUCUUCGACGCCGACCGAUCGGUCAGCCUGCAACCAAGGGCGGCGCACUACGCGCCUCCGGCCGUGGCGGAACUGAAAAGGGCGGGUGUCUACGACGACGUCUUCGCCGCGGGUUACAUGCCGCGAGAUUUCACGUGGCGGAAGAUGGACAGAACACCGGUCGCGUCAAUGUACUUUGAUGUCAUCACGCCCGAGGAGGACCGGAUGGUGGUGUUGCCACUCGACCGGCUCUGCAAACUACUCUACGAGCACCUCGAGCGUCAGCCCAAGGCGAACGUGCGCUGGAACCACAAGGUGGUCGACAUCGGGCAGGACGAAACCAAGGCUUGGGUCAUCGUCGAGACGCCCGAAGGUCAACAAAGGCACGAGGCCGAUUAUAUCGUCGGAUGUGAUGGGGCGAACAGUCAGGUCCGACGGUCGCUCUUUGGGGACAUGAAUUAUCCCGGCGAGGCCCUGGAUGCACAGAUCAUUGCCACGAAUGUAUACUACGACUUUACCAAGUUCGGGUACUCGGAUACCAAUUACUUUAUACACCCGACCAACUGGCACAUGGUUGCAAAGAUUACAAACGACGGUCUGUACAGAGUCAGUUAUGCAGAAGUUGCAGGUCUCUCGACGGAAGAGUACCUCGCUCGACAACCGAGGAGGUACGAGGAACUUCUCCCUGGAAGUCCGAAGCCAGGAGAGUAUAAAAUCACCAAUAUCAGCCCGUACAAGAUGCAGCAACGCUGCGCUCCGUCUUUCAGAGUGGGCAGAUUCAUUUUGGUCGCGGAUGCCGCGCAUUUGUGUAACCCUUUUGGUGGAUUGGGCCUCACAGGUGGUAUCGCAGAUGUUGGAAGUCUGUUUGACUGUCUUAAUGGCAUCGACAAAGGCCUUGCAACCGAUAAGAUCCUGGAUAAAUAUGCCGAAAUUCGCAAGAAGAUUUGGGAGGAAGUGACCAAUCCAUCGUCGAGGGAGAACUUCAAGCGACUUUCUGAUCAAGAUCCCGAAACAGCAGGAGAGAAGGACCCAUUGUUUGUGUUGUGCCACAAGGCUGAGAAGGAUAAAGCAUUGGCUCGAGAACUGUGCCUGGGGUUGAAUAUUUUGAGACACGAUUUUACUCAGUAUUAUGACAAGGAUGCUUCAAAGAGCACGUAGUUAGUACAGAGUUCUGAUAUGAGAAGUCGUCGAUAGGAG
This is a messenger RNA of Exophiala oligosperma, 1266 nucleotides long. RefSeq lists its product as uncharacterized. The record is from RefSeq and is a predicted model, not a curated record. The coding region runs from base 1 to 1227 and encodes 408 amino acids. Gene Ontology annotation, molecular function: oxidoreductase activity; FAD binding. Gene Ontology annotation, cellular component: mitochondrion. Lineage: Eukaryota; Fungi; Ascomycota; Eurotiomycetes; Chaetothyriales; Herpotrichiellaceae. Gene Ontology annotation, biological process: ubiquinone biosynthetic process. The transcript has 4 exons.